AUGGGCAAAUAUUUUCUUUUGUCAGUUUUGCUGGAUACAUGGAAUAAAACUUCCUUAUAAGUUACGAAAACGUAUGGUAUUUUCGUAACUCUAAGGAACAUUUCAUAAUGUUUUUCGUGAAAAGUAUAGAUUUCGUAUUUUUUUCCGCCUAGAAGCUAUUCAAACCAACCAAUUUGAAACCAACGUUUUUUUAAUAAAAUAAAAACUGGACGUCAUACAGUUGACCACGCACAUUAUCGCGGGAGACUGUACAAGUCGAUACACCAUCAUAACUUGUGUAACUGAACCGAGGACUGCAAACGUAAGGAGCCAACAAUAGAAAAUAACGUAAAGUAAAAAAGCAUUCUUAUCGAUUCAUUGUUAAGAACCAGGUGCAGUCCACUGAUGUAUCCCAAUGGCGUUAGUCGUGUAUUUUCUUAUGCUACAAGCUGUUACUACCACGGCUAGGAACUGUGGAAAAGCGAAGGCGCCUUUCGAGCUCGGAGAAUGGAACGGACACCUGCAACAUCUCGACGCGGCGACCAUAGAAAACAACCCAGUCUCAGUCGCAGAGGGACAAUUCUACGUGUACGAAAACACGUUCCCGAGACACACAAUAAAAUAUAUUCACGUCGAUAAUGUGGCUCAGAAAACGUGCGGAGCCUCGGCCAGUUUGAAACGGGGUGGCAUUGACGCGUCAGCAGUACUGCUCAUUCUACAUGCGGAGUCUAACCAGGAAAUACGUUCUGUUAUAGACGUAUGGGGCGUGCCAAAGUUGGUCCCGCGUAAGAGAGAGAUGAAGCCACUGGAAAGAGAGGGAGACUUGAAGAAUAUGCAGUCUAAAUAUCUGUUCAUGAAGGCGCGAGCGCUCAACCAUAAUACUUGGAGUGAUUCGCCUUCAGACUCUGAGUAAAAAACCGGUGAUGUGCGAGUGGGACUCGCCCACGGGUUCCGUAAAUUUAACUUUUUUUAUUUAUAUCAUUAUUUAUUUUUUACACAUUUAUAGUUUUCAGAUCAUUCCCUGUAGGUACUUGUAGUGUGUCCUUCUUAUUCAUAAAACUUUACGGGCCUGAUUUAGUCAAAUUAUGUUUUAUCCCUUUCUUACAAAUACAUAAGUCAAAAUGACAGAUUAAGACAAACGAUUCAUAGUUAAUUCAGGCCAGUAAC
This is a messenger RNA of Cydia pomonella (codling moth), 1146 nucleotides long. RefSeq lists its product as uncharacterized. Bases 395 to 892 code for a protein of 165 amino acids. The transcript has a single exon. NCBI's taxonomy places the organism in Eukaryota, Metazoa, Arthropoda, Insecta, Lepidoptera, Tortricidae. The record is from RefSeq and is a predicted model, not a curated record.